Perkinsus marinus ATCC 50983 is the source of this 1779-nucleotide messenger RNA. Its product is annotated as Acetylcholinesterase 1 precursor, putative. Lineage: Eukaryota; Perkinsozoa; Perkinsida; Perkinsidae. The coding region runs from base 1 to 1779 and encodes 592 amino acids. Gene Ontology annotation, molecular function: cholinesterase activity. The transcript has a single exon. The record is from RefSeq and is a predicted model, not a curated record.
AUGGUGGGCGUAAUGGUCCACAGCGACCUGUCCCGUCAGCAGCCCAUUAUACAGGACGUUGAGGUUUUCUACGGUAUACCGUUUGCCGAACCGCCCAUCGGUGAUUUGCGGUUCCGUGCACCACAUAAGUUAAAUGAGACGUGGACAUCCACUAGAUUGAUGGACACCAAGAAGAGUCAUUGCCUUGAUAAGAUGGGUACUGGUGCUGAAGAUUGCCUCUAUUUGAAUGUGUUCCGUCCGGCCAAUACCACACCCAGCUCGAAUCUUCCAGUUAUGGCCUGGAUUUUCGGAGGUGGUUUUGUCGACGGCGACGCCGCUGACCCUAGGUAUGAUGGUACCGCCCUGGCCUCCGAACAUAAUGUCGUAGUUGUCACUUUCAACUACAGACUAGGAAACUUUGGAUAUUUGGCUUCCGAAUCUUCCUUGGAGGAGGAGGGAACGACCGGCAACUGGGGCCAAAUGGACCAGCAGAUGGCGCUCAAGUGGAUACAGAAUAAUAUCGGUGCUUUUGGUGGCGACAAGGAUAGGGUUAUGCUCUUUGGCGAAUCUGCUGGAGCCUUCAGCGUUGUCUGGCAUAUAGCUGCACCUAGUAGUGCUGGUUUAUUCCACUCCGCUGUACUCGAAUCGAGUACCAGUCAUACCGACAUAUUCUUCCAACAGCCGCAGGAUGCUUAUCGCUAUUAUAACUGGGUGGCAAAAGAACUCGUUGGAUGCAAAGACGCGAACGAUAUCGAAUGCUUGCGGAAAGCUGACGCCUCCAAGUUCAUUUUGCCAUCAGAUAUCCGUUUUGAUGCUGUCAAGGCUCCCGAUUGGGGCUCACCGAUUUUCCCUAUGAUGCCGGUUGGCCCAUGUAUCGAUGGGUCCAUCCUUCUUGACACCCCCCUCAACGUUGUCAAAGCUGGUAAGCAUAACAAGGUUCCAACUAUUGUUGGUGUGAAUCGCGACGAAGGCACUGGCUUUGUUGCUGGUAUGUCGGGGGUCAUGCCGAACAUGCCCAAGCAACCAACUAUGGCAGAUGUCCGCACCAUACUCUUCUACGUCCUUCAAAAUGAUACUGUGGUCGAUGAAGCUCUCGAGAGGUAUGCAUUGAACAACUACGACGACGUCUACGGUGAAGUGAACCAGGGUUUCGAGUUGGCCUCCGAGAUGAUACGGGAUGCCGUCUUUCACUGUCCGAGUCGUGCGUUGGCUAAGGCUCUCAGCGAACAAGGUGGUGAUGCGUAUAUGUAUCUAUUCAACAUGAAUCCGAUAUUUCCCAAGUGGAUCAAGGAUAUCAACACUGGCAAUAAACCUUUGUUCGGUUUCGGCAACUUCACCCCUGAGCAAAUGGGAACAUUCCAUUCUUCUGAGAUCCCCUUCGUCUUCAAGCGUUUUGAACAACGCAGUAUGAGUCUCCUCGAUAUCGAUAUGUAUCAGGCUUAUAUGGGCCAUCCUCCACGUGUGCCAGGCGAUUCCUAUCAUCAAGUGUCCGACCAGAUUUCAUGCAUGUGGGCCAAUAUGGCGUACAGCGGUAUGCCGGUCGGUGGGCAGGCUGUGUGUCCAUCGAAUCCACAGCUUCCCGAAUGGGGUCCUUAUAUGGCCAAUGCCAGUAGUCCUCUGGGCCAAUACCUCCAUCUUGGAAGGUCUGCCGCGAUGAUGCCUGUGAAGCAGACAGCGUACUAUCCUGUCUCAGAGUUCGUCAGCGCCGAGAAGUGCGAAUUUUGGGACGCGCACAACUUUGUCUUUCACAAUCUGCGAGCUGAUCUUUCCGAACCAUCCACCUCGACCAUCAUUGUUUGA